AUAAAAGAACCAGCGACGUGAGCAAAAAGUCAGGAAUUUAAAGUAUUGCCAAUUUUAAACGCCAAGUUGAUUUUAGUUUAUUUACUUCUUUACUUCUUUAUUUUUGCAUUCCUGUUAUCAGCGUGUAUCUGCUACGUCCUUAGUUACGUGCGUGCCCGUGUUUUCUUCUCUCAAGAGAUUUCCAAGGAUUGUACGAGCGAUUGUAAACAUGUUUCCUGAGAGCACCACUGGGUACAACUAUGAGGAGUGCCAGGCAACCGCUGACUGGCUUUUGUCUCAGACUGCAGUACGCCCUCUGGUGGGCAUAGUUUGCGGCUCUGGUAUGGGUGGACUGGCUGAUAUGCUGAAGGACCAGGUGGCCUUUAAGUACAGUGACAUCCCAAAUUUCCCACAGAGUACAGUGCAUGGCCAUGCAGGUCGGCUGGUGUUUGGGACUUUAAAGGGGAGGCCGUGUGUCUGCAUGCAGGGAAGGUUUCAUCUCUAUGAGGGAUAUGCCAUCCAGAAGAUCACUAUGCCUAUGCGAAUAUUCAAACUGCUGGGUGUGGAGACGGUGAUUCUUACCAACGCUGCUGGAGGACUCAACCAGGACUUUAAAGUGGGAGACAUCAUGAUCAUCAAAGACCAUCUCAACAUGCCAGGAUUUGCUGGAAAUAAUCCUCUGGCAGGACCCAAUGAAGAGAGGUUUGGUGUGCGUUUUCCCUGCAUGUCUGAUGCAUAUGAUCGGGAGCUUCAGCAGCUAGCGAUGGAUGUGGGUUCAGAGCUCGGUUACAGUGACUUUCUAAAAGAGGGUGUGUACUGUGUUCUCGGCGGACCUUCGUUUGAGACCAUUGCAGAGUGUCGCAUGCUGCACAAACUGGGAGCCGAUGCUGUCGGUAUGAGCACUGUCCACGAGGUGAUCGUAGCACGUCACUGUGGAAUGCGGGUCUUCGCUCUGUCUUUAAUAACUAAUAAGGCUGUGAUGGACUACGACAGCGAGGACAAAGCCAAUCAUGAGGAAGUUCUGCAGACUGGCAAACACAGGGCGGAGCAGCUGGAGAGACUGGUGUCCACUAUACUCACCCGGCUAGAGCACAACAACAAUUACGCCUAAAAUAAGACAAUCCUCAUUUCAUAUGCAACAUCAACCACAGACCAAAGAAUGACAAUUCAUCAUAAAUCGUGAAUGAACAUGACUUAUACGGUUUCACAAAGUGUUGAACAGUAUUACACAAAUCAGUUCAGUUUGGCGAACACUUAUUUGUUAGAUUUGUUCAAUCAUACUUUCCUUUUCUUUCUAUAUCUAAUAUUGUGGCCUUAUUUGUAUGAUAAGUCAUGGUCAACAACAGAGUGCUUAUUUUGUUUUCUUCAAAAGGAUUCAAACAGAAUUAUUAAGUUUGACAUUCCUCAAGAGUGCUAGAAUGUAUAAACUGUAAAUGUAUUAUAUUAACUUAACGCUUAGUAUUCAUGUCUUAAUUUAAAUUGGUUUGGAUUAUCUGUAAAAUGUUGAUUGCUUUAUGGUGUUUGUCAGUACAUGUACUUGAAACUGUUUUUUAACAUUGUUACUAAAAUUGGUUAUUUAUUA
Messenger RNA from Triplophysa dalaica, 1561 nucleotides. RefSeq names its product purine nucleoside phosphorylase 5a (gene pnp5a). NCBI's taxonomy places the organism in Eukaryota, Metazoa, Chordata, Actinopteri, Cypriniformes, Nemacheilidae. The transcript has 6 exons. Gene Ontology annotation, biological process: nucleoside metabolic process. Gene Ontology annotation, molecular function: purine-nucleoside phosphorylase activity. Gene Ontology annotation, cellular component: cytoplasm. Bases 209 to 1090 code for a protein of 293 amino acids. The record is from RefSeq and is a predicted model, not a curated record.